AUUUAUAUGAAAUAUGUAAAAUAUUAAAGGCUGAAAUUCAAAGUACAAAUUAUGAUGAAAAAAAAGAAUUAAUUCAAAAAAGGUUAGAUGGCCAUAAACAAAAAGCAGAAAUAGAACGGGAAUAUUAUCAUAACAACAUUUUAACAAGUACAAUAUUAUCUGAUACAGCACAU
Messenger RNA from Racocetra persica, 173 nucleotides. Lineage: Eukaryota; Fungi; Glomeromycota; Glomeromycetes; Diversisporales; Gigasporaceae. The record is from the annotation of a GenBank genome assembly.